Molecule: messenger RNA, 1251 nt
Organism: Neltuma alba
Lineage: Eukaryota; Viridiplantae; Streptophyta; Magnoliopsida; Fabales; Fabaceae
Product: LEAF RUST 10 DISEASE-RESISTANCE LOCUS RECEPTOR-LIKE PROTEIN KINASE-like 2.7
Exons: 3
Coding region: 1-1251 (416 amino acids)
Molecular function (GO): polysaccharide binding
Source: RefSeq, a predicted model, not a curated record
AUGAUCGGUAUGCAGAGUGUCCAAGUAGCUCUUUUAGCUGCGGAAGCAUACAAAAACUCACUUAUUCCUUUUGGGGAGGAGAAAGAGCAAAUCAUUGUGGUCUUCCUGAUUUCCGGCUCACUUGCGAAGCCAAUAUCCCAAUAUUACAAUACGAGUCCUUCGUAUUCGAUCACGUACGGUAAUUAUACAGCUUGCAGUACUCUAUACAAUUGCGGGAACAUUAAAAACGUUGGGUUUCCUUUCUGGGGACAGGGCCGUCCAGAAGGUUGUGGCUAUCCUGAAUUGUAUCUUCAUUGUUCCGCAGGUUCGACCUUCAUAACUAUCCGAAGUGUCUCAUACCUGGUUUUGAAUGCCGAUCCCGACCAACAUAUUAUGACAAUCGCUAGAUUCGACUACGGCCAAAACUUAUGCCCAAAUCAGCUUCUCAACACAAGCCUUGACCCUCAGUUGUUUGAAAACGUGCCUGAAACAAAAAAUCUCACCCUUUUUUAUGGUUGUCCGCCGUCAAUCCCUUUAGUAAACCCCCUACGAUUUAUUUGUCCCAAAGAUUGGUUUGAUCAUUCAUAUGGCUAUGUACUGCCGGAUAACGUUCCUGAAAUUUCUGUGUUGUGCUCUACAAGCGUGGUUGUUCCUGUUAAAGCUCCUACGUCAUUGGCUGAUCUCCGGGUUUUAAGCAUAGUGCAAAGGAUGCUUAAUGAUGGAUUUGAGAUAAAAUGGAUACCUGGAAUUGUAGAGUGUGAUGAGUGUCAGAAAAGAGGGGGAGUCUGUGGCUAUGAUUGGGGUUCCAAUAAGACUACCUGCUAUAACAGAAGAGGCAACUCAACGCCUCAGCCUCAGGGAACUUCAGAUGAUGGGCUUACUAAUGUGACCUUUGUCUACGAUUGUCCUAGUUCUCCUCCCUUUCUGUCAAAUAGUCAAGAUACAAACUGCAAGGGAGCCGACGAUGAUACAAAUAUAACAGUCUACUACCUUCCCGGACCAUGGUAUUUCAGUGAUUGCGAAAGUGUUAUUAUGCCGAUAUAUGAAGCGAACUUUGGUCGAGUUCAAGCUGCUAUACAAGAUGUAUUACGAGAUGAGUUUGGGUUGCAAUGGAUGGUAAAUACCGAGGAUUGCAACACAUGCUCUCAAUCUGGUGGCCAGUGCGGCUAUGAUGGACAAUUCUCCUGCUUUUGCAAAGAUGGACCCCAAAAGACUUCAUGUCCUGGUAAAACGUCAGGUAUAGAACCAUGGAUAUGGGACAUGUCCCUGUGA